This is a messenger RNA of Nerophis lumbriciformis (worm pipefish), 4119 nucleotides long. RefSeq names its product pecanex 4 (gene pcnx4). Lineage: Eukaryota; Metazoa; Chordata; Actinopteri; Syngnathiformes; Syngnathidae. The record is from RefSeq and is a predicted model, not a curated record. Gene Ontology annotation, cellular component: membrane.
UGCACUGAGUGGAGCGGAUCACCACUCCAAGAUGGCGGCCCCGCGUCUCGUCAGCGCCAGUAGGCAGUAGCGCUCGAUGCUGCGUCUACUUAUAAGAUGUCUAUGGCCAUUACUAUUUUCGCCUUCACGUUCAUUGGCUACAGACAGUGUGCGGGUCGUGUCUAUGUUGCUUGGGUCUAUUGCAUUCGGCUAGCAGCUAACGCUAUUUUGUUGACAUAAUCAUCUAUUCCAUUGAAAACAACACAAAGUGUCGCUUCGCUGGAUGAUUUUACGUAUAACGUGGAAGGUGUGGUGCAUCGCAGCUUCCUAACAUGGAGAUAGUGACUGGAAACCCUCCUUCAGCUGUGUGGAGAUGACCUGCCACCCUUUUAGGAAUGGUCAGAAUGGGGCCAGAUGUGCCCCUUCUCAAUGAGUACAAGCAGGAGUUCUUCUGGAAGCGUUUUCCCCAGACAGUGUUGGGGGGUCCACGCUUUAAGUUGGGCUACUGCGCUCCACCGUACGUCUACGUCAAUCAGGCCGUCCUCUUCUUGACGCCAUGGCUGUUCGGGGGCGUUGGCACACUCCUCUGCCAGUUGCAGCUGCUUCAGGCGGUCUAUGCCGCACUUCUAUCCGGCGUGCUGAUGUUCGGAGCGGCGGCGGGCGUCCAGGCUGUAGCGUUGUAUGCUGGACGACAGAGCGGCGCAGUGGAGAGGCUUGGUGCGCCCAACAUCCUAGUUGAUGAAGAGGAAGUGGAAUUCACACACUGCGCCAGCCCCGAGACAGUCCGAUUUAUUGCCCCCGGUAAGAGAUUUGGGCUGAAUGUGGUGUUGCAUACAGUACUGGCAGGGCUGCUGUGUGGGUUUGGGACAUGGUACGUGCUCCUUGGCAGACUGACUGCUCUCUAUGGCAGCAUUGGUGUGUCCUUGGUUGUUUUUGUUCUCAGCUGGGUGACUCUGUGUAUAGCAGAGUACUCCCUUGUUGUAAAUACUGCCACCGAGACGGCUACUUUCCAGGCACAGGACACUUACGAGAUUACCCCACUCACGCGACCCCUCUACAUUUUCAUCUUUAUUGUUGUGGACUUGGCAGACAGGUUCUCAGGUACAGUUCCUGAGCUCCAGCUUGCCAGCCAAAUUCUUCAUGUGCUUUUUCUCUUCCUACCUCUGCUGUGGGCACUCGGAAUACUUCCUCCUCUGGACGCCUUGUUCCUGUGGGGUAUGGAGCAGGUGCUUGUGUUCGGAUUAGGAGGCUCCCCAAUGUCAAGCAACUUCAGGCUGCUGUUGAUGUUUGCUGUGUCUGCUGGCGUCAGCGUGUGCAAUUACUUCAUCCCAUCAACACUGGGAGUUGUCCUCUUCUCCACUGCGACGGGAUUCCUGCUGAGCUUGGACCUCAGCCAGGUUGGCACGCUCUGCCAUGCUUGCAGGGCUGAGUGUAGAGACUGUGGAUUGCGCAGAGGGGGGUCGCCGCCUCCGCCUCUUUCCAACACCUUUGGUUGGAAUCUAGGCUGCUCGGAGGUGUUGCUGUAUCUGAGCCUGCUACUGGCGGCCCUAGCUGAAGCAGGCCUUUUGCAUCACUUCCUUGCCCCAGCCCAGCCCCCGAUUUUGAUCAAGGGACCCCAGGCUCCUGUCAGCUACAUCCUCCUGGUCAUCUUCUCAUUCUGCUGGGUUCUCAGAGAGAUCCAGGGGGCCUAUGUAUUUGGAGGGUUAUUUCUCAAUCCACUUUACCCUAAAGGCAUGUCCAAUGUGCAGACUUUUAAGCAGAAAAAUAGAGGAUUAUUCAUUGCUGCAGCCAUCAGAAGAGUCCUUCUUUAUCUUGUGUCUCCAUUUGCAUUGAUUGCUUUCCUGUCUAUGGACAAAUCUCUGCAGCAGCUCCAUGGGGUUUCUCUCAGUGUGGGGUUCACUCGAGCCUUCAGAGUGGCGUGGCAGAGCUCAGAGGAUGCUUUACUACAAAUAAUUGUGAUCAUCAUCGUGCGUCUCGCAGCUGGAAACAACACACUACCUGGGUGGGACAACCUGGGUACUGGAGUUCAGCUUCUACUGGUUGGCCUCCUGAUGGACAGACUGACACAGUUCCUGGCCAAGUUGAAGUUCACCCUUACUGUGUUGGUGACAUCUUGGACGGAGAAGAAGCAGCGUCGCCAGUCUGCAGGAACUCUCCUGGCUCUGAACGCUUCCCUAUGUCCUCUCCUGUUGGCCGUGGUGACCUUGUCUGCCCUUCUCUCUGCACCCCUGCUGCCCCUUUUUACCCUGCCCAUCUUCCUGGUUGGCUUCCCCAGGCCCCAGCGCAGUUGGCCAGGACCCGUAGGUACCGCCUGUCCUUGCUCUGACUCCAUCUUCUACCAGCAAAUGAGCGGGAGUUUGGCUUCUGCCCUGAGGAUGGCCUUUGCAAGAGGGUCUCUUGGUUCUUUAGCUCCUGGUUCUCACUUUCUUGGGCGAUUCCAAGACCGCAUGGUUUGGAUCAUGAUUCUGGAGAAGGGAUAUGGCUACUGCACCGUCAACAUUAAGGGCUUGGAGUUACAGGAGACCUCUUGCCACACUGUAGAAGCGAGGCGUGUUGAUGAGGUUUUCGAAGCUGCUUUCGAGCGCCCGGAGCGGCUUGGUUUUACACAAGGUUUAAACCUGCACUGGGCCAACGCUCUCACUCCUUGUGCAGCACUGGCUGUCCGGGUCUACUCGGACGCCCGGAAUGUCCUCUCGGGCAUCAUAGACUCUCACGACAACUUGAGGAAGCUUCAGGAUGAUUUUCUGAAAGCCCUGGUGUGGCUGCUUCUGCGGUAUUGCGUUAGGAAGCAUAAAGGAUCUCUGUGGAGCUGCGAUGAGGGGACUGGAAUUGGAGGCAGAAAGUCCCAGUCCUCCCAGAGGGCACAGACUACAGGCAACCAGCUGCCUGAUGCCAUUGUGGUGGAGUCCAAAGUGUCUUCUCUCCGGUUCAGACAGGAUAGCUCGAGCUUGACGUCUCUUGGUGACUGGUCAGAUGAGGAUGAUCUAUUUGGGCAUCAACCAGCCAGGCGGACAGUGGCCUUAGUGACGGCAGAGGCCCAGUCUGGACACACCGUGUUGCAGACAGGAGCCUCUCUUCCAGGCUCUGUAGAAAUGGACAGUAUUUUUGAGAAUAUGGCCAUCUCUGCCCUGCAGCCUUUACAGCCUCUAGGAGUUGGUAUCGGCAUGCCAGCGGUCGAUAAAGGUCAUAACCCCGAGGUCUUCAAAGAGAGUCCCGGCUCUCUCCGCCAGCUCAACUUUAGUUGCCCCCAGUCAGAGGUGUUCAACCUCCCGACAGGAUGGAGGACGGCGCCAUUGCUGCCCAGCCGACUGCUGCAGCUAAGGCCUUUAUUCCCGGAGGACUGGUUCAGGUUUGCCUUGAGCCAGUUGGGGCCCGUUGUGCAGAGCGAGACCUCUGAGGACAUGACCAAAGCUUUGAAGGAAGACGAAACUUUGAGAGACCUCCACACUCAGGUGGCACUUUCGUGUCUGGUGUCGCUAGGCGCUGAGUCCGCCUUCACCAGUCCCAGUUACAUCUACAGGCUCUACUGCGGCGACGUGCCAUGGACAGAGGGACUGGAGUGGCUCUCCUCCAGUAAAGAACUGUAUCAGCUCGCACUUAGGGCCUUCAGGUUUAGCUUCAAGCUUCUGUUUGAUCAAGCAAGCCUUGGGCCCAUGGAGUCUCCUGAAGAGAUGUUCAGUGCCUUGGAGGAAUAUGAGCGUGAUUGGUACAUAGGAUUAGUGUCAGAGAAAGGUUGGCAUGACAGUGUCCUUCAGGAGAAGCCAUUCCUUUUCUCUUUAGGACACGACCUCUCUAUGGGCACCUACACAGGGCGAGUCCUUUCCUUGCAGGAGCAGCUGGUUCAGGUGGGUCGACUGAAUGGCGAGGGGGUGCGAGGCCAGUGGGCAAACCUGUCCUGGGAGCUCUUGUAUGCCACCAACGACGACGAGGAGCGUUACAGCAUCCAAGCUCACCCUUUCAUAUUAAGGAACCUAACUGUACAGGCAGCAGACCCACCUCUGGGGUACCCCAUUUACUCCUCUGCUCCCCUUCAUUUCCCCUGCCUCUGACAGCACUUUUUACUUCACAACCACAAGAUUUCAUGUUUUUAGGAAAUCUGAGACAAACUUAAGACAACAGGGAUCAUUUUGGUUGUUUUUU